This is a messenger RNA of Micromonas pusilla CCMP1545, 1008 nucleotides long. RefSeq lists its product as uncharacterized. Gene Ontology annotation, cellular component: autophagosome membrane. The record is from RefSeq and is a predicted model, not a curated record. Bases 1 to 1008 code for a protein of 335 amino acids. Gene Ontology annotation, molecular function: protein binding. Gene Ontology annotation, biological process: autophagosome assembly. The transcript has a single exon. Lineage: Eukaryota; Viridiplantae; Chlorophyta; Mamiellophyceae; Mamiellales; Mamiellaceae.
AUGCGUUCUCUGACGACCGCGCCGGGGCAGGGGGGGUCGCGCGCGCGGAGCGGGGGAUAUUUCCCCGCGCGCAAGCGCUUGGUGAUACGCGCGAACGUCGGCGGCACGCACAGGGUCGCGUUCACCGCGGGAGGGGACGUCCUCGCGACCGCGGGGGACGACAAGGUCGUGUCGUUGUGGGACGCGGGCUCGGGCGUCGCGACCGGCCCCGGUAGGCUCGCCGGUCACGCCGGCGCGUUGCUCGACGUCGACUUCAGCGGCGGCGAGAACGGGGGUGGGGGCGGGGGCGGGGAUCUGACGGUCCUCGGCGCGGGGGCGGAUAAGUCCAUUCGGCUGUGGGACGCGGUCACCGGGAAGUGCAGGCACGCGCUGCGAGGUCACGCGGAGAAGGUGUGCGCCGCGCGAUUUUCGCCGUUUGAAAACACGCGCGCGGCGUCGUGCUCGCACGACAAAACGAUCAAGGUGUGGGACCUGAACAAAGGGUUUUGCGUCGCGAGCAUCAUGUGCGCGAGCAACUGCAACGCGGUGACGUACGGCGACGGCGCCGGGGUCGUCGUCACCGGCCACUUCGACGGCGCCGCGAGGGUGUGGGACGUGCGAAGGAAGCCGGGGAACGCGUGCGAUCCGAUCGAAGUCAGAGCGCACGAGCAGCACGUCACGUCCGUGACCGCGAUGCCGAACAACCGAGCCCAGUUCCUGACGAGCGGCAAAGACCACACGCUGAAGCUGAUCGACCUCAGAGGGGGCGCGCAGGGCGAGGUCGUGAAGACAAUCAAGGCGAGCGGGUACAGAGUCUGGACGCAAUGGGCCAACGCGUGCGUGUCCCCGGACGGCGCGCACGUCGUCGCCGGGGGCGCGGACGGCGCCGUGUUCGUGUGGUCUCUGUCCGACGAAGGGCUCAAGGUGACGCUGAGAGGGCACGACGCCGCGGUCGCGACGUGUGCGUGGGGGCAGAGCGGUCUCGCGACCGCGGACAAGAACGGCGUCGCGGUUCUUUGGUCGGAGUGA